AAACAUUUUUAGCACACACGCGUUAGUUUGUUUUCCUUUUCUCCCCCUUUUUGCGGCUGAUAAAAUGGCCAAAUUGUUGGCUUUUUAUACGCUCUGCCCUGUCAAUGAUAGCCGGGAAUUCCUUGGAGUCACAGCUGAUGCUGAGGAUGGAUCCGUCAUCAAUACUUUGGGCAGAAAUAUCGUGAUAGUUACGAAGUUGAGUGAUCAGAAGCAAAUCCGCAGCUGGACGGUGUUGGAGAAACUCUCUAAUCGGGUAGUUUAUGAUGGUUCAUCCGGAAAGUAUGUAGGAGUAUUUGGGAAGAAAAUUCUCAAAUGUUGGACUGCCUCCGAGACAAAUCUCAAAAAAGUCAAGAAGAUUAAGUUGCAGAAAAAUGUGAGUGAUUUAGUGACUUUUGGGGAGAAACGUGAAACUUUGGUUGUCUUUGAAGAUGGAAGCUGUGCUGCCCUCUCAGCCCUCAUUGAUGGGCUGAGUCUCCCCGCAGAGGGACCAUUGAACACUAACACGGCAAUAGAAUCCCCGAAAAUCUUCCCAACACCCACUGGGGAGCUUCUUUUUGUAUUUUUCACGCGAGAUUUGACGACGGAUUCCGUGGAGCUUCGCUUCUCUUUCCUCGAGGAUGAUUCCCGGACACUUCAUGGGAAUUUCGGGAGAAUAAAGCUCAAUCGGGGAAUUCCAGGAGUCAAAUUGGUGGGAUACGAAGUGACAGAAGGUCCCAUGUUGGUGACAAUUUGGUCGGAUAGAAGGAUUUUCCGGAGAAAGGUUAAAUUUGACGAAGACGACACUCCCGGACAAUUCACAUUUAUGCUAAAUGCUGUAAGUGUGGAGCACCCGCUGAGCAUUGUGAGCGUAUCUAAGGACUAUCUGGCUAUCUAUGGAGCCAAUGUGGGUCAGGAGGGAGCAUCCCUGAUUCUCUACAACUUUUACUUCAACGUCAUCCAGGCGAAACAAUUCUUCAAAGUCUACUUCGGCAAUUCUCGUCUCUCAGUCGUUGGCAAUAAUAUUCUCCUGGCUGCUGGGCAGGUACUGGCUGUUGUUCCCUUCCGGAUACCACAAGCCUACCUCGCGGAUAUGGUGGGAAGUCAGAAGAGCCCAAAGAAGGACAAAGAUAUCGCUCGUGACUACGUGAAUGAGGAUGAUGAGCUCGAAAAAGCCAUUGAGAGGGAUUCACAGGAAUUCGCAGCUAAACAAAGCUUCCAGAAUGAAGAAGCAAAUCCCGAGCAUGACAAGGAUUCCCAAAGAACUAACAAAGGGCCAUCCCUUGUUGCUUCUGAGGUGAAAAUGGAUGAAAAACUGAGCGCUCUAAGGCGAAGAGAUAUUGUUGUGGAAUUCCUUGAGAUUGAAGAUCAAGAUGGGAUUGAGGUGAAGGUCUUCACAAACCCAAAUGCAACAACAUUCUCAAGGGAUGAAUUUGAAUUUCUCGCCAUGGAAUUAGAAGCUUCGGGAGCAUCAGAAUUGGAGAUUUCUUCAAAAAUUAUCACUUUAGCCCUUUCCGGGAAUGUUCCGGAAGAGGCACAGAAGUGCCUAAGAAGGUAUUCCUGCAUUCCAGAGGAAAAACUAGUGAGCUGCCUUGUUUAUGCGAUGAAAAAGAAGAAUUGGGACUUCCUCAUCACAGUGCUCAGUGUGGAUUUUAGCCAUGAGGAUCUAGUUGGGGAAUUGCGGAAUCAGCUGAAGGAAGAAAUGAUUUAUCCGCUCAUGAAGCGUCUGCUGAAGAUUUUGGAGAGUAAGCAGCUUGAGGAGCAUCCAACACCAGCUGGAAGCCUCUGGGAUGGAGAUGCGAGGAUUCUGGAGUGGUUCUCAGCCCUUCUCGAUGCACACUUCCAACACCUCGUGAUGCGUGAUGCGGAAAAGACGCGAAAGUGCUUGGAAAUAUGGAAAAAGGUCCUCGCUGGCUACUGGAGAGCCAUUAACGAGGCAAACGAUUUCUCCGCCACACUGCGUAGCAUCAGCAAUAACAAAGCUCCCGCCAGGACGCAAAAAGCUUCCAAAUGGUACUCAAUAGACCUUGUUCAGCUCUAUUAGCUUCCGGAUAUAUUUUAUUUAUAAUAAAAAAUGAUUAAUACAUUUUAAUAUUAAAAGGCUUCAUGGCCUUGUGGAA
This is a messenger RNA of Lutzomyia longipalpis, 2096 nucleotides long. RefSeq names its product nucleolar protein 11. Gene Ontology annotation, biological process: maturation of SSU-rRNA. Gene Ontology annotation, cellular component: nucleolus; nucleus. The coding region runs from base 65 to 2020 and encodes 651 amino acids. The transcript has 3 exons. Lineage: Eukaryota; Metazoa; Arthropoda; Insecta; Diptera; Psychodidae. The record is from RefSeq and is a predicted model, not a curated record. Gene Ontology annotation, molecular function: RNA binding.